AUGGAGUUGGAUCCAAAAGGGUUCAUGCGUGAAAUUGAUUUCAGUAGGAGGAAUUUGACUGUCAAAAGAUUGGAUACAAAUCAAGAAUCAAGAGUAUUAUAUGCAAUUAUCAAGAAAAAUAAUGCUGCUAUUCAUGUCCCAAAGCUUCCAAAAGCCCAUUUCUCCGUUUCCAAAAUCUCAACGACCAGAAAGUUGAUUGACGAAUUGAACAAUAUAAGAGUCGACGACCAGCUCUAUUCUCUCUUAGAGGCCGUGGCUGACAGAGUCGAGAUGCACACCAACAUUCGAAAGCAGCGUGACAACUGGAAUACCCUUCUUCUAAACUCCAUCAAUAUGAUUACUCUCACUGCCGCAAUCAUGGCUGGUGUUGCUGCGAUUGGUGGCGCCGGAAUGCCCCUUCUGGCUCUCAAGUUGUCGUCUACUCUCAUGUAUUCUGCAGCCAUAGGGAUGCAGCUUGUGAUGAACAAAAUUCAGCCUUCACAACUUGCAGAAGAACAACGUAAUGCUACCAGAUUGUUCAAGCAACUCUGGAGCCAAAUAGAAACUAUGCUCGCUCUUGGGGCAACAACAGAAGAAGAUGUGAAGGACAUGAUGGAGAGGGUUUUGGCCCUUGACCGAGCCUACCCCCUUCCCUUGCUAGGAGCAAUGCUUGACAAUUUCCCCGCAAAGUUUGAGCUUGCUACUUGGUGGCCUUCACACCAAUUACUCCGAAAGAAAACUAAAUCACAUGAAAGAAAACAACGAGAGAAUAAUGGGUGGAGUGAGGAACUUGAAGUGGAAAUGCGGGACGUCGUUGAAGUGGUGAAGAGAAAGGACAGUAAGGACUACGAAAGGCUGGGCAACCUGGUGUUGAAGAUUAACAAGAUCUUAUCCAUCUCGGGUCCAUUACUCACAGGGAUUGCAGCUGUUGGCUCUGCAUGUGUUGGUAAUGGGUCAUGGGCAGCAAUCGUAGCUAUGGCGGCAGGGGCUUUGGCUACCAGUGCGAAUGCCUUCCAGCACGGUGGGCAAGUUGGAAUGGUGAUCGAGAUGUACCGAAACAACGGUGGAUUUUUCCAUCUAUUGCAUGAAACAAUUGAAGCCACACUCGAGGAAAGGGACUUGGAGAAAAGAGAGAACGGGGAGUUGUUUGAAAUGAAGGUGGCUUUGCAACUGGGGAGAAGCUUGUUGCAGCUCGAAGAACUUGCUAGAAAGUCUGCUUCUUGUUUUGCUUCUUUGAUUGAAUACUCAGUUGGUCCAAUUGGAAAACAAUUUAGCUAUCUUGUUUUCUACAAGAGUAGUAUCGCAACUCUUGAAGAGAAAUUUCGGAGGGUACUUGAGAAGAAGGAGGCAGUGCAACAAUCUGUUAAUGGAGCCCAGUGGAAUCAAGAAGUAGUCGCAAGUGAAGUUAACACUUGGCUGACAAAUGUGGAGAAAAAAAUUGAAGAAAUCCAGAAAUUCCUUGGAGAAGAUGUGAAAGCCAAUAGGAUGUGCUUGAAUGGUUGGUGUCCAGAUCUGAAGCUAUGCUAUUCCUUGGGUAAGAAAGCUCAGAAGAAUACUCAAGCUAUCAUUCAGUUGCUAGAAGAAGGUGAAAAAUAUGAUAAGAGUGUACAACAUUGCACCUCCAUUGAAAGUAAGAUCACCAUCCACAUAACUGUUUAA
This is a messenger RNA of Juglans regia (Persian walnut), 1638 nucleotides long. RefSeq names its product probable F-box protein At4g22030. The record is from RefSeq and is a predicted model, not a curated record. The transcript is spliced from 4 exons. Lineage: Eukaryota; Viridiplantae; Streptophyta; Magnoliopsida; Fagales; Juglandaceae. The coding region runs from base 1 to 1638 and encodes 545 amino acids.